CCUUAAAAAGAGCUAUACCAUAUGAUAUGUUUUGCAAUUACACGAUAAUAUUAUUAUUGAUUCAAUCUUAUAUAAAAUUGUGUUUAAGCUUUCUUGAACCUGGCAUAUGGUCAUACGAUAUAGUCAAAAAUGAACAGUAUAUAGCAAUAUCAAAGAUAUUGUAUAAAGAUUCUACCUUAUAUGCUACAGUGCUUUGUCAUAAUGUUUCAUUCAAAAUGAAAGUAAGUUGGGUUUUAAGACUUAGCCCAUGUGGUGAUGAAUACUCUUAUAUUGCUGAUAAAAAUGAUUUAAUUGGUACUUAUUUUAUUUCUCCACAAUCUAAACCACUUCAAUUUUCUUAUCGUACAAUUGAAUUUCAAUUAUCUAAGAAUUAUAAUCAAGAUCCUAUAUUACCUUUUACAUUGUGUGAGAAUGGAUAUUUUCAUUUUGAAGAUGAAUCAUAUAUGAAACAUGAAGUAUUUGGGGUUGAAGAGAAUAAAAAUAUAGGCUCCCAAAUUAUUACAUCUUACAAAAAUGCUUUAAAUAAUUAUAGAGUUAAUUAUGGUCAAACUAAAAUUGUAGAUGAUCCUAUAUCUUUUAAUAGAUAUAAUACAACUUCUCAUACUCCUGUUGAUUACAAUAGCAAAAAUAUUGAUAUUAAGAAUGACCAAGAUGUUGAGGCUAUAGAUAUUUUACCAAAAGCAAGUACCAAAAAAAUUUCUAUUCUUGUUCAAGAGAAUAUUACAAAACCGAUUCCUCCUUUAAUUAAUCCCAGAGCUAGGAGCAGACGGAAAAAUAGUUCAUUAAUCCGCAAGAGAAGCCUUUUAAAAUUUGAAAAUCCCGAAGGUGUUAUAUCAAAAACAUGGAAGACGGGCAAUUACUUGCUGAUACUAAAAUUCGAGGUUGAACCGGAUGAUGAAAAUGUUAAAAUUUCUAAAUACGCUACGGUUCGUGUGGAAAUGAAAAGCUCUUCCGGGAAAUAUUUAUCUGCUCACGAUUGGCCUAUGUUACCAUUUUACGCUUGCAUGUGCGCUCUAUACCUGAUAUACAUGAUCGUCUGGAGUUUUUGGUGCAUAUAUUAUUACAAAGAACUUCUGAGAAUUCAAUAUUGCAUCGCGGCCGUUAUUUUCCUUGGAUUUUUAGAGAAAUCACUUUUCCUUGGGGAGUAUCACACCGUAAAUUCUACUGGUAAUUCGAUUUAUGGAGCCCUUGUUUUUGCCGAAUUAAUAUCGGCUCUUAAACGGGCUUUAUCACGCAUCCUCAUAAUUAUAGCAUGUAUCGGGUACGGGAUAGUCAAACCCAGACUAGGUUCUACCAUGAAACGCGUCAUAUAUCUUGGCUUCGUUUAUUUCAUAUUUGCCUGGAUCGACGGAAUCUUGCGCGUUAGCAAAAACAAGGCUAAUCCUAACAGCAUAAUCAUAUUCGCCACCAUUCCAGUUGCCUUCCUUGACUCCGUUAUUUGCUGGUGGGUGUUUUCUGGCUUAGUCAAUACCCUAAGAACUUUGAAACUACGGCACAACGUUGUUAAACUGACCAUGUAUCGAUAUUUCACUAACGUUUUGGUAUUUUGCGUAAUAGCCUCUAUAGCUUUCAUGCUUUGGUCGUUUAAAGAACACAAAUUGAUAACUUGCCUCAAGAAUUGGCGACAAAUUUGGCUCGACGAAGCAUUUUGGCAUCUCCUCUUUUCGCUCAUUCUUUUUGCCAUCAUUAUCUUAUGGCGACCCUCUGCAAAUAAUCAAAGAUACGCCUUCUCUCCUUUGCUCGAUGCAAAUUCCGACGAUGAAAUUAAUGGGAUCGUCGAGGAUCUGGAAGAAGAUGAAGAAAAUGAGCUUUACAGUGCCAAAGGUGUCGUUAAGAUGAGAUCAUUUACUUCUGAAGAUAGAAGGCCGUUGGUUUCUCAUAAAAGCAACUCCAAUCAUGCCAAGAAUACUACAGAAGAUGACUUGAAAUGGAUUGAGGAUAACAUACCUCCAUUGAUAGCCGACACCGCUUUACCCAACAUUCUAGAUUCGGAAGAGGAAGAAAAUAUUAGAAGAUUUGAAAUUGGAAAAAUGCAAUAGGAAUUGUUAGUAUUUUAAUAAUCAAUUUGAAGUGUAACACGCUAUAUUAAUUACAAAAUUUUAAAUUGUAAAAAAAUCAUAUUCAUUAAUGUGUUUAAUUUUAUAAACCUAAAACUAUAAGGAUAUCGUCACAUUAAUCAUUAUAAUGUUAAAAAUGUUUUAUUUUUUGAUUUAUUUUGUUAUUUAUUUCGAAGAGUGACAUUAUUAUUUUUC
Molecule: messenger RNA, 2252 nt
Organism: Gordionus sp. m RMFG-2023
Lineage: Eukaryota; Metazoa; Nematomorpha; Gordioida; Chordodea; Parachordodidae
Product: transmembrane protein 87A-like
Exons: 19
Coding region: 27-2039 (670 amino acids)
Biological process (GO): retrograde transport, endosome to Golgi
Cellular component (GO): Golgi apparatus; membrane
Source: RefSeq, a predicted model, not a curated record